UUUCUAGAAGGGUGUAAUAGCAAAAAUGGGGGUGUUAAUAUGAACACUCUAUCACACAUUGAUCUUCCUCAAGAAAAUCACAUUGAGCUUCGUAUUGUUCAGAAAACGUUGAAAAUGGAAAUCGAUGGCGGAACAACGAAUUCGAAUGCCACAACCAUAACCAUAAGCGUGAAGUUCAGUGGUUCCACAAUACCCAUUUCAAUUUCACCUCAAUCAACCAUCAAAGAACUCAAGUCCCUUCUUCUACCUGCCACCAAUGUUCUUCCAAGGGGCCAGAAACUCAUCUUCAAAGGGAAGGUUUUGGAAGAUUCUGUGACAGUGGCUGCUUCAAAUUUGAGUAAUGGGUCUAAAGUUAUGCUUAUGGCUUCUCAAGGUUUAUAUCAAGGGGAUGGUCCUGUCUUGAAGAGAGCUCAGGCUGUUCCAAAGAAAGAUAGCCACUCAAGCUCUAGUAAUGACGUGAAGAAAAUUCCGGUAAAGAACAGGUUGGAACGGUGGAAAGCAACAGGAGUUGUAGCAUUGUCUGAAUGCAACUUGGAGGCCAUACCUGAUGAGGUUUGGAUUUGUGGAUCCUCUGCAAGAGUUCUACAUUGCAACGACAAUUUACUUAAAAAAGUCCCUGUUGAAAUUUCACAACUUACUCGGCUAGAUAAACUAUUUAUUAAUUCUAAUAACUUGUUGGAUGAAUCAAUUAACUGGGAAGCACUGUCAAAUCUGAAGUACCUAACAGUACUAUCAUUGAACCAGAACCGUUUAACUACUUUGCCAUCUGUGUUGGGAUUGAUAACCUCUUUGAGGGAGCUGCAUGUCUCCAAUAAUCAAUUGGCUGGCCUUCCUGAUGAAAUAGGGCAUCUGACAAAGUUAGAAGUCUUGAAAGCCAACAAUAAUAGGAUGAGUAAAAUCAGUGAAUUUAUAGGGAAAUGUCAUUCGCUUGUUGAGGUUGAUUUCUCAUCAAAUUUUCUAUCAGAGUUGCCAGAGACAUUCAGUAGUUUUAGCAAUUUGAAGGCUUUGCAUCUUAGUAACAAUGGGAUGAAAUCCCUGCCAUCAAAACUAUUCAAGACUUGCUUGCAGCUUUCCACCUUGGAUCUUCAUAAUACAGAAAUAACUAUUGAUAUUCUUCGUGAGUUUGAAGGAUGGGACAGUUUUGAUGAGCGUCGGCGCUCAAAGCAUCAGAAACAAAUAGAAUUCCGAGUUGGAGUUUCUAGAGAUUUUGAUGAAGGUGCUGAUAAAAACUAAAUAGAAACUUUUUUAAACAUAUGUAAUGCAGUUCAAACUUGAUCAACAUUCCUUAACAUGCCUCUGGUGUGGUGCCAGAUUGGAAAUAUCUCUUCUAAUGUUCUUUCUUUUAAAUUGAGCAAUGUAUACAAUGUUAUCUUCCUAUAUGAUUAUUGGAAAUAUUUUUCUAGUGGACAA
Molecule: messenger RNA, 1410 nt
Organism: Medicago truncatula (barrel medic)
Lineage: Eukaryota; Viridiplantae; Streptophyta; Magnoliopsida; Fabales; Fabaceae
Product: LRR repeats and ubiquitin-like domain-containing protein At2g30105
Exons: 10
Coding region: 40-1233 (397 amino acids)
Cellular component (GO): cytoplasm
Molecular function (GO): protein binding
Source: RefSeq, a predicted model, not a curated record